AUGUCGCCGAAGUACUAUACGACCAACAGACGCUAUCUUAGCAAUAUCGCUGGAUCGGUCAUUUGGGAGACCUUUGAAAACAUUCACCUCGAUUUAUCGAAACAGUCUGGCCGGUGCAGAUUAGCAGAAAGUGGACUUGGUUGGAAGCCCAGUGGCGGUAGCGAUCCCUUCACAUUGGACAACAACCAGAUAGCUGCUGCUCAAUGGAGUCGAGCAUCGAAAGGCUAUGAAAUCAAGAUUAUCACACGCGAAGCGGCGGUCAUCCAGCUGGACGGUUUCGACCAGGAAGACUUUGACCGAGCAUCCAAAGCUUUCAAGAUCUGGUAUGGAAUCAAUCUGGAGAACAGAGAACAUGCUUUGCGAGGUUGGAACUGGGGCAAGGCAGAGUUUGGUCGGGCCGAACUGGCUUUCAGUGUCCAAAAUCGGCCAGCUUUCGAGAUCCCGUACUCGGAAAUCGCCAACACCAACUUGGCCGGCAAGAAUGAAAUCGCCGUUGAAUUUAACCUUGGGACCGACCCAACACAAAAUGGCGCCAAUGGCAACAAAGCUGGAGGUACUAAGAAUCGAGGUCGAAAGGCCGCAGCAGGCAGAGAUGAACUUGUCGAGAUGCGUUUCUACAUUCCAGGCACGGUAUCGAAGAAAGACGUCAAUGGAGAUGAUGGCAGCGGCGCCGAAGAACAGGAAGAUGAGGAGCAGAAUGCCGCCAAUCUAUUCUACGAGACCUUGAUGGACAAGGCCGACAUUGGAGAGGUUGCUGGUGCUACCUUUGCCACUUUCCAAGACAUACUGCAUCUCACCCCCAGAGGCCGAUUCGAUAUUGAUAUGUAUGAAAACUCGUUCCGUCUACGUGGCAAGACAUAUGAUUACAAGAUUCAGUAUCAAGCCAUCAAGAAGUUUUUCAUCCUACCAAAGAACGAUGAAGUUCACACACUUAUCACACUCGGACUUGACCCUCCACUUCGACAGGGUCAGACGAGGUAUCCAUUUAUUGUCAUGCAACUCAAGCUCGACGAUGAAGUCAACCUGGAUCUGAACAUGACUGAAGAGCUUCUAGAGACCCAGUACAAGGACAAGCUGGACGCACAUUAUGAGGCACCUAUCCAUCAUGUUAUCGCCAAAGUCUUCAAGGGUCUCUCGGGCAAGAAGAUCAUCAUGCCUAGCAAAGAUUUUGUCAGCCACCACAACAUGAAUGGAGUUAAGUGCUCUAUCAAAGCAAAUGAGGGUCUCCUCUUUUGCUUAGAUAAGAGCUUCAUGUUUGUACCCAAACCGUCGACAUAUGUUCAGAUUGAAUCGAUACAGAGCAUUACGAUGUCUCGAGUGGGCGGGGCUCUUGCAGCUAGUAGGACGUUUGAUAUUACAAUGACUCUCAAAGGUGGUCAAGGGGAGCAUCAAUUCAGUAACAUCAACCGGGAAGAGCAACAACCACUUGAAGCAUUUUUCCAGGCGAAAGGCAUUCGAUUUAAGAAUGAAAUGCUUGACGAUUCAUCUACUCUAUUGAAGGCUGCCCUGGUUGAUCAGGACCUUGCCUCCUCUGAUGAUGAUGAACAGCCAGGUGGCGCUAACCGAGGGUCGGCGGACGAGGAUGAUGAGUCUCCAGAUGAAGACUUCCAGGCGGAUUCUGACAGUGAUGUCGCAGAAGAGUAUGACUCUGCACAUGAGAGCAGUGGCAGUGAUGCGGAAAUGGAUGAUGCUGGAGCUGCUAGUGAGGAUGAACAGGAGCCACCAAAGAAAAAGCCCAAGAAGUAA
Exophiala bonariae is the source of this 1746-nucleotide messenger RNA. RefSeq names its product FACT complex subunit (gene POB3). The record is from RefSeq and is a predicted model, not a curated record. Gene Ontology annotation, cellular component: FACT complex; nucleus. The transcript has 4 exons. Lineage: Eukaryota; Fungi; Ascomycota; Eurotiomycetes; Chaetothyriales; Herpotrichiellaceae. The coding region runs from base 1 to 1746 and encodes 581 amino acids. Gene Ontology annotation, molecular function: histone binding; nucleosome binding; DNA binding.